Molecule: messenger RNA, 2259 nt
Organism: Hippocampus comes (tiger tail seahorse)
Lineage: Eukaryota; Metazoa; Chordata; Actinopteri; Syngnathiformes; Syngnathidae
Gene: rhebl1
Product: Ras homolog, mTORC1 binding like 1
Exons: 8
Coding region: 341-895 (184 amino acids)
Biological process (GO): signal transduction
Cellular component (GO): membrane
Molecular function (GO): GTPase activity; GTP binding
Source: RefSeq, a predicted model, not a curated record
GACACUUUCCGUUACUAUCGCCUGCGAGUUGUAACCGCGUUGGGGAUAAAGUAUCCCGUAAACUGUUCAAGUUCGGGAGAUCGUUUUCAGAUUUCGAUUUAUCGAUCGAUAUCACAAACUGUACUGGAUUGAGCGCAAGCGUUUCUCCCCUUCAAAAGUACACGGUGUACUUCCUGUGGUGAAACUGCUUCGAGCUGGUAAAGGCCCAGCAGAGAGCUCCCAAAAAGUUUGUUGUUGUCACGUGACGUGAGCCGAAUGUGGCGAUAAAAGUUAAUCUAGAGCGUCAAAAUAGCUUUGCCUGCUACGCAUUUGAAAGGUAAUCGACGCCGUCUCCGCCGCAAUGCCGCAGCCGAAGUACCGGAAGAUUGCUGUGAUCGGUUACAGAUCUGUUGGAAAGUCAUCUCUCACAAUACAGUUUGUGGAAGGACAGUUUGUCGACUCCUAUGACCCAACAAUUGAAAACACCUUCAAUAAAAUGGUCAGCGUGAAUUGUCAAGACUUCCAUCUUCAGCUGGUUGACACAGCUGGACAAGAUGAAUACUCCAUUUUCCCCCACUCCCACUCAAUGGACAUCCACGGCUAUGUCCUUGUUUAUUCUGUGACAUCCAUGAAAAGUUUUGAGGUCGUUCAGGUUCUACACGACAAGCUGCUGGAUAUGGUUGGAAAAAUUCAAGUUCCAACUGUGCUUGUUGGAAACAAAAAAGAUCUCCACAUGGAAAGGGUCAUAAAGCCAGAGGAGGGAAAGAAGCUUGCUGAUUCCUGGGGUGCUGCUUUCAUGGAGUCUUCAGCCAAGGAGAAUGAGACCGCCGUGGAGGUUUUCAAGCGAAUCAUAUUGGAGAUGGAGAAAGCCGACGGGAAUGCCCCGCCGGAGGAGAAGAAAUGUGCCAUGAUGUAAGAGUGCAUUGAGGAUAUGGUAAAAGUCACUUGCUGAAGACAGGAGAGGCACAGCUCCACCAGCAUACCACUCUGAAGACCUCGCCAACAACAAGACCCGGCAGUGCUGCCAGUUUCAAUUCAUAUUAAACUAUUCCACUAAAAGAAGCUCAGGCAGAGAAGCACCUUCAUUGGACAUUUGCUAUAAAUAGUUUAAUUCUUGGAUGGAUAUAAUUUUAGCCCAGAAAACGCAGAUCUUCAUGGACUGCAUCCGAAAUUCCCUUGUUAUUGAUAUAUAUUGAUAAUGGUAAUUAUUUCUGAAUGCCUGAUGUUGAGACAACAUUGGUUUGUGUAAUAUUUGAGUGGUUGGUGUAUUGUGGUGGUGAGCGCUUGACAGCGGUGCAGCCUCAGUUCACAUUACUGUAAAUGUGGUGGUUGAUUACAUCACAGUGGUGGGACUGCCUUGGAUGCUCUAUUAUGAGCUUUCACAAAACACUCUUUCCAUGCUUCUUUCCAUUGUAAUGUUUAUCGGUUUCCUUUCUAGCUAUUUAUACAUACCAGCCACUCACCUGUGAGCUUUUCUGCUGAGCAGAUUAGUCCGCUGCCCUCAUUUCUAUAGUUUUAACUUUUCUAUCACCACUUAGCUGUUAUGGAACCCCCAGAUGAACUUGGUAUAGGUUGGAAAAAUCGCUUUGAUUUUUGCCACAUAUGGCUUUUAAUCAAUAAUAGAAGAGGUUCUGUUUUGUUUUGUUUUUUUUUGAGUGAUGCCAGCUUUGUGUCCUCCACCACUUUAGAGCAGUCCAACGCAGUAAUUUAUCACGUCAUUUUGACGUUUUUGUAAAAUACAAUGAAAAGAAUGGGGUGGGUUGCCAUUUGUUGUCAAUGAAUUUGUCAUGAUUUCAAGGUUCAUGAAGUCGUGAUCUCGUGCACGUGAUUGAAUCUAAACUCUGGAUUUAACAAUCACUGUCAAAACACUUGAGAUGCAAUUUUGCAUUUUGUUUUUCUUGGCUCUUGUUGCCUUAAAGUACACUUGUCUGUGGACUAUAAUCGCUUGACAUAUUCAUCUUUUUCCCUCAUAUAGUUUGUAAUAUCUUGUUUUUGUUUUUUUUUAUCAAGUGCUUUGCCGAGUAAGUAGUUUUACGAUGGACAGAGGCUGGUCAUGCUGUGUCUUGUGCCUUAUACAUCUUUGAAACUCCCACAUCUGGUUUCCUUCAUGACCAAAGGUGCUCUUACAGGGUUUCUUCUUCCGUCUGUUAACUUGAUCUCAUGGGUGUUGAUCGUGGUGGUGAUGUUGUGCACAACAUGGACGCCAAUAUGCCCAUGAUGGUCAGCGUUCAUAUAAAAAUCUUGCUGUAAACAGUUUGUAUAUAAAAUCUGUUACUCAUU